Messenger RNA from Hibiscus syriacus, 375 nucleotides. Its product is annotated as MLP-like protein 28. Lineage: Eukaryota; Viridiplantae; Streptophyta; Magnoliopsida; Malvales; Malvaceae. The coding region runs from base 1 to 375 and encodes 124 amino acids. Gene Ontology annotation, biological process: defense response. The transcript is spliced from 2 exons. The record is from RefSeq and is a predicted model, not a curated record.
AUGGCGUCGCUGCCUCUGACCGGCAAGCUCGAGUUCGACGUAGAGAUGGACGCAACUCCGGAACAGAUCCACCAUGUGUGGGCACACAGGCCACACCAUGUGCACCACACCAGCUCCGAGAAAGUACAAUCAUGCGACUUACACGAAAGCGAAUUCGGGAAGCCCGAAGGAAAGGCAAAAACAGUGAAGCAUGUGGUCGAUUAUGACCACGACAACAAGUCGAUAGUGUUCACGAUGCUCGAAGGUGAUCUGAUGGAGGAGUACAAGAGCUUCGUGGUCACCAUUCAAACUCUCCCCAAGAAGGAUGGUAAAGGCUGUGUAGCGCACUGGAUUGUGGAAUACGAGAGGCUGCACGAGGGGAUCGGCCACCCCUAG